UCUUCAGGUGCGUGUCUAAUUCAUUUGUCACCAAAAUUUACACCCGUCAUCUUCCCCACCCGCUCCCAAACCCUAGCCGACCUCGCCGGCGGUGGGCUCUCGGACUAUGGAGACGGAGGGGGCGGCCCCCCCGCCCAAGAAUCCCCCCCGCCGCCCCCGGCGCCGCGACCUCAACGCACUGGAUCCAUAUUUAGAGGAAUCUGAUGGACAGGACAUUGGCAUUCCAGAAGUUGGCAUGGUGUUCAAUAACCACAUGGAGGUCAACCGAUUCUACCGUAGGUAUGCCCGUCGUGUUGGUUUUGGUGUCUCGGUUAGGAGGUCCUCGUUCUCACAAGAAGGCACCUGCUUAUAUCUCGAGCUGAUGUGCUGUAAAGGAGGGCGUCCACGUUAUGAGCCUAAGUUCAGGAAGCGGGCCUCAUCAACCACCAAUUGCCCAGCAAGGAUCCGUGUGAAGUUAUGGGGAGACAAAUUGUUGCAUGUAGAGUUGGCAAACCUUGAUCAUAAUCAUCCUGUGAGCCCAGCAAUGGCAAGGUUCUUGAACUCUUAUAAGCAGCUUUCUGGCCCUGCGAAGAGGCGGCUGCGUAUGGGUGGACCUGGAGCUAUGCCAGUUGAAGAGCCAAGCAAGAUGCCUGUUGAUAAGUUGGGUGCACUCGAGGAACUUCUGUUUGGAGAGAGCAAGAACCAUAAGUUUGUUGAGAGGGGCCGUUUGAAGCUCCAACCUGGAGAUUCAGAAGCACUUCGACUUUUCUUUACCCGAAUGCAGGCCAAAAAUGCAAACUUUUUCAAUGUUAUCGACUUGGAUGAUGAAGGCUGUGUCAGGAAUGUUUUUUGGGCGGAUGCAUGGUCAAGAGCCAUGUAUGAGUAUUAUAAUGACGCUAUCACCCUUGACACUUCCUAUGUGGUUAGUAAACAUGAUAUGCCUCUUGUGACCUUUCUUGGGGUGAACCAUCAUGGCCAAUCUGUCUUGUUGGGUUGUGGCCUGCUCUCUGAUGAAACAGCAGAAACCUAUACGUGGCUGUUUAAGGCGUGGGUAGCAUGCAUGUCUGGCAACCUUCCAAAGGCUAUCAUCACUGACCAAUGCAGGGGCAUCCAGAGUGCAGUUGCUGAGGUUGUUCCUGGAGUUCGCCAUAGAAUAUGCUUGCAUCAGAUAAUGAAAAAGGCGGCAGACCAAUUAAGUGGGCUAUCAGAGUACAAAGCUAUCAGCAAGGCAUUGCAAAAGGCUGCAUAUGAUUCUUUAACAGUAGAUGAGUUUGAAGGAGAAUGGAGUACUUUGAUCACAUACAAUGGGCUUCAGGGUCAUGACUGGUUAAGAUCACUUUAUGAGUGCAGAUUUUCAUGGGUUCCUAUCUUUCUUAAAGAUGCUUUUUGGGCAGGAAUGUCUGCUACACAAAGAAGUGAAACUAUCACUCCUUUCUUUGAAGGGUAUGUUGAUUUGAAAACCUCUUUGAAGCAAUUUCUUGGUAAGUAUGUGAUGAUUUUGCAGAGCAAAUACGAGAAAGAAGCCCAAGCAGAUUUUGAGACAUUUCAUAAGCAACGUCCACCUGUUUCAAAAUUCUAUAUGGAAGAACAGCUCUCAAAUGUAUACACCCAUAACAUGUUCAAGAAGUUCCAAGAUGAGAUUGAAGCCAUUAUGUACUGCCAUGUAUCUUUGAUGAAUGGUGAUGGGCCCAUCUCCACAUUUAAUGUCAAGGAAUGUAUUUUCCUUGAAGAUGGUAAAAGGACUAUGAGCAAGAUUUUUGCAGUUACUUAUAACACAGAGGAAAAGGAUAUAACUUGUAUAUGUGGAGGUUUCCAAUUUAGCGGCAUAUUAUGUAGGCAUAGUCUCUCCGUGCUCAAGUUCCAACAGGUUCGUGAAGUUCCUUCACAGUAUGUUCUUGAUAGGUGGAAAAAGGAUUUUAGACAGUUACAUGUGAUGGGACGACUUUCAAGUGAUGUUGUUCCCGACAAUCGUGUGGAUAGAUAUGACUAUUUGUCGAUGAGAUGCCUGCAGCUUGUUGACUCUGCAGUCCUGUCAGAUAAGUAUCGCCUUGCUUUGAGGCUGGUGAGAGAGGUUGAGAAGUUCCUAUUAAAUAGCAAUACACAUGAUGAUACACAGCCAAGGAUCAAGUCUCGCAUUCCUAAAGUAAAACCAAAUACAGUGACUGGUCAAAAUUUGGUGAAUGUCGUUACUGACAAUGGGAAUGGUGGGCCCAAAGGACCAGAGGCUUCUGCAUCGGCGCAGGCAUCACAAAUCCAGAAGGGAGUAGCAGAAAAGGCUGUAGUUCCUGCUGGUUACAUUGGUGUGCCAGCUAACGUCCAGCAAUUCAUGGGCAAUCAAGCUGCAAUGCGCCCAAGUAUUGUUUACAUGGUUCCGAGUGGCGUUGACCCGCAGGCAUUUGGAAAUGGUGUUUUGAUGCCAGUGAUGUACCAGCAGAUGUUCCAGAUACCUCAGCAGCCAAAUGGAGCCGCGCAAGACACAUUAGCAAACGGUAAAAGGAAGCGACCCCGUGCCCAGAAGCCAACAGAGACAUCUCAUCAGUCAAAUGGAACCUCAGGACCUGCAGCUGGCUAAGGGCACUCUUCACAACAGGAGUUGGUAAAUAUGCAGAGAAAGAGGAGUCCUGAUGCCAAGAGGAAUCUUGUGUAGGCAUGCCGGCAGCAAGAGAAGCGCACCUCAAUGAUCGCAGCGUGACCCUCAAGCAUUUGUGCGGCCAGGUGCCAUCUUCAUUUGGGUCAUGCUGCUGCAGUCCUGACAUGUGUAGAAGACAGUUAUCUUUUGAUUGAUGUCGAUUCCAGCAACAUUAGCAACAUCUAAUCUCUUGCGCCGAGUGUGGCAGUGGCUCUUGUUGAGGGCAUGUAAAUGAUUUAUUUUUUAACCGAGCAUGUAAAUGAUUUUGCUGAAUGAGCUCUAUCCUGUCA
Molecule: messenger RNA, 2898 nt
Organism: Aegilops tauschii subsp. strangulata
Lineage: Eukaryota; Viridiplantae; Streptophyta; Magnoliopsida; Poales; Poaceae
Product: protein FAR1-RELATED SEQUENCE 6
Biological process (GO): regulation of DNA-templated transcription
Molecular function (GO): zinc ion binding
Source: RefSeq, a predicted model, not a curated record